Molecule: messenger RNA, 1650 nt
Organism: Lentinula edodes (shiitake mushroom)
Lineage: Eukaryota; Fungi; Basidiomycota; Agaricomycetes; Agaricales; Omphalotaceae
Product: gamma-glutamyltranspeptidase
Exons: 15
Coding region: 1-1650 (549 amino acids)
Biological process (GO): glutathione catabolic process
Cellular component (GO): plasma membrane; fungal-type vacuole
Molecular function (GO): glutathione gamma-glutamate hydrolase
Source: RefSeq, a predicted model, not a curated record
AUGACUAUUUUGGACCAUAAUUCUCCACGUAAUCCUGCAUAUCUGAUCGAAGCCCAGCAUGGUGUCGUGGCUACAGAGAACAAACGAUGCUCAGAAAUGGGUGUUGAUAUGCUUCGUAAAGGUGGUUCAGCAGUAGAUGCUGCUAUCGCUGCAACUCUGUGUAUCGGAGUUGUCAACUCCUUCUCAGCAGGUAUUGGUGGAGGAGGUUACAUGACCGUGCGUAUACCCCCUAAAAAUCCAGGCGAAAGAUCUAAAGCCUACACGAUUGACUUCCGGGGGAUGGCUCCGAGCGCUACUACCCCGACAAUGUUCGACAACGGAAAGAUAGCAUUAUCUGCGUCUGGAGGUUUGGCAAUGUUGAUCCCCGGCGAGCUCGCAGGGCUUCAAAUGGCUCAUGACGAAUGGGGAGCCAUGACUUGGAAAGAAGUUGUCGUGCCCAAUGCUGAACUUGCUAUGGGAUGGACAGUCGACAAGGAGCUUGCAAGGCGUAUCCAGUGGUUCCCAGACCUGUUCACCAACGACCCGGAUUUCAGAGAAAUAUUUGCACCAAAUGGAACCCUCCUAAAAGAGGGCGACAUAAUCGAGCGAAAUAAUUAUGCUCGCACGCUUCUGGAGGUUGCGGAAGGAGGCGCUGAGGUUUUUUAUAACGGCAGCUAUAUCACGAAAGCUCUUGUCUCCAAGGUGAAUGCUACCGGUGGACAUGCGACCAUUCAAGAUUUUCUGGACUACCGGCCCCUUUUAUAUCGUUCACUAGAAGGGUCCUAUCGUGGCAAGAAGUUGUAUACCCCUCGCGCUCCUUCUGCUGGACCUGUCCUCCUACACAUGUUGAACCUGAUGGAAGGCUACAACUUCACUCGUAGGAACGGUCUGGACACCCAUCGAAUGGUUGAAGCCAUGAAGUUCGGGAAUGCGGAAAAAUCUAGAAUGAGCGACCCCAGAUACCGUUAUGACACCACCCUCAUUGAUGAGAUCCAUACCAAGCAGUUUGCGGACGAGAUUCGGGACCGUCUCGACGAUCAUCGAACCCAACCUGCAGAGUACUACCGUCCUCUUUACACAUUGAAACCUGACCAUGGUACCAGCCAUGUAUCCGUUGUUGACGAAGAGGGUAUGAUGGUCUCCGUGACUUCGUCGGUCAACUGGUUCUGGGGCGCACAAGUUCUUGACCCUGUUAGUGGGAUAGUGCUCAAUAACCACAUGAAUGAUUUUAGUACCUUCAAUGAAACUAACAUCUUCGGAGAAUGGAACUUACCACAACCCGGAAAACGUCCCCUAUCCUCAAUGUGUCCCACCAUUGUCGAGAAGGAAGAUGGCUCUCCUUACAUUGCAAUUGGCGCAUCUGGAGGACCUACCAUUUUCCCUGCUGUAUUCCAAACUCUCAUCAACAUUAUUGACUACGGUUUGGAUCCUAGUGAGGCUAUUGAAUUCGGGCGACUUCAUAACCAGUUGAAGCCCGAAGGAACAUUCGCGGAUGAGACGUACCGUGCGGAUAUUUUGGAGGCGUUGUCGAGACAAAGACAUAGAAUUCAAGUAUUGGACGUUUACCGCAAUGGAUCGUCGUGCGUGCAGGCUGUAAUGCGCGACUCUGAGAGCGGUCUCCUCCUUGGCGCCAGUGAUUCUCGAAAGAAUGGUAUUGCUGCUGGAUAUUGA